Molecule: messenger RNA, 2106 nt
Organism: Delphinapterus leucas (beluga whale)
Lineage: Eukaryota; Metazoa; Chordata; Mammalia; Artiodactyla; Monodontidae
Gene: UQCC3
Product: ubiquinol-cytochrome c reductase complex assembly factor 3
Biological process (GO): mitochondrial electron transport, ubiquinol to cytochrome c; mitochondrial respiratory chain complex III assembly
Cellular component (GO): mitochondrial inner membrane
Source: RefSeq, a predicted model, not a curated record
AUGGUUUCCUGUGUGAGGCGUUCUAGCCUGCGCAGAUUGAAACGUCGCGGCGGCCUUGCUAGGCUACUGGAGGCCCCGGAGUGCGUCUCGCUGGUCGCGCGGUCGGCCAUGGAGACCCUGCGCAAAGCGCUGAUCGCGGGCGCAGUGCUGGGCGUGGGGGCUGGCGUGGGCACCGGGCUCUUUGUCCUCGUGACCCCGGGAGAGCGGCAGAAGCAGGCAACGCCAAAGAAGAUGCCGGAGCAGGACCCGCAGCGCAGGAACGAGGUGGCCAGGACCAAAGAGCUACUUCUGGCCACUCUGCAGGAGGCCGCGGCCACGCAAGAGAACGUCGCCUGGAGAAAGAACUGGAUGAGUGGCGGCGGCGGGAAGUCAGCCUGAGGCCAGACCUGCCCCCGUGCGCGCCGGGACCUCCGCUGCAGCGCAGGAGCCCGAGCCGGCCUUACUCCUCUGUGGGCCGGCGGGGAGUCCAGACACGCGCAGACCUCUUCGGGACCUGGGGAGCUGCCGCCGGGUGAGCACGUUCCCCCUCAAACCCUGCACCGACUGUGUUUUAACGUCCACGUCUUGGGCCAGGGCAUCGGAUGUGGCUAACUGAAGGAACCAAUAAAUCAUGUUCCUCCAUCCAGAGAGUGAGCACUGCGGCUGGACGCCCAUAAAAGCCUAGAGUGUUAUGGGGGUCAGUGCUGCGGGCGGGCUUGAGUGCAGCUCCCGCCUGCCCCGCCCUUCAUGUGACGCUGAAGCCCUAUAGGCAGAGCGACCACGUUUUCAGAACACACGUCAGGUCACGUGGUUUGCGGGAGUGUACUUUCGGGGAUAACCAAGUGAUGUUCUUGAAAUCGUUAUCCUGGAAACUUGUGCAGUAAAUACCCAUAGAGGACACUCUGGGUGCCUGUCCUUCGAAUGAGGUUGGAGAGGGGCUUCUAGCAAUUAACAUGUGCCAUAAUGCCUUCUGGGACCUUAAUUCGUGGUAGGAGCGGUCAAAGGGCUGUGCUUUGAGUCAGAUCUUGUUUCAACUCCUCCAUGUUUUUAACCUCUGAGCCUUAGUCCUGUUCCAUAAAAGGUGAUAAUGGGGACUUUCCUGGUGGUCCAGUGGCUAAGACUCCAUGCUCCCAAUGCAGGGGGCCCUGGUUCGAUCCCUGGUCAGGGAACUAGAUCCCAGGUACUGCAACAAGAGUUCGCAUGCCGCAACUAAGCCGCAACUAAGAGAUCCCACAUGUUGCAACGAAGAUCCAGAGUGCUGCAACUAAGACCUGGUGCAGAUAAAUACAUAAAUAAAUAAAUGGUGACAAUUAUCUUGAGAGUUGUAAAAAGGUGAACUUAGGAAUGUAAAGUGCAGUGCCAGGCACAGGGCAGCCUCUCACUAAAUGCACUGGGGUUUUCCUCCCACAAGGUUUUCACUGUAGUGGCUUUCAAUUUCUGAAUCCAUCACAGGAUCCAUUGGCGAUGCCACCGAUGGGAUGAGAUAAAGCUAUCAGUGGGGUGGCCGCCCUACAGCGAAAUCAACCAUUUCACUCCCCUUUUGUCUAUUUUAUGUCCUGUGGUUCCAAACAAGAUUGCAAUUGAUGGGGGAUGGGGGGGCCUGCUUGUAUUAAAUAAAGCCGGAACACACUAAAUAAAGCUUGGUAACACUGAGGUGUAAACCCAGAUAUGAGCAUUGGUGCGGUUUUCAGCUACUAGAUGGUGAAGUCGUAAGCUGAGCACAUUUGUCAUGUGCGACCUUUACAGUUUACUUGUGGCCUCUUUCCUAGUCGGGGUAUGAGAGGAGGGAGGUCAGCAGCUGUCUGAGGGAGCACAAGGAUGAGGUGAGCAGCAGCAGCGCAAGGGGAGCUUGGCAGUUCAGAGCAUGAGCCCUAGAGUCACGCUCCCCAGAGAUGUGUCCAGGUUCUGCUACCUGCUAGCUGUGUCAGUUUGGACAAGUCAUAUGCUUUGGUGUCCCAAUCUCUAAAAUGGGAUCAUUGUACCUACAGCUAGAUAAUACUGCCUUCAUAUCUCAGUUAAUACAUACAAAGCACUUAAAACUGUGUGGUAUAUAUUAAGUCUCAAUGCUUUUUAGUGCAGAAGAGACGCAGUUGUGAAGGUCACACUAUGGCUCCUCUCACUGUGAAU